Paramisgurnus dabryanus is the source of this 1180-nucleotide messenger RNA. Lineage: Eukaryota; Metazoa; Chordata; Actinopteri; Cypriniformes; Cobitidae. The record is from RefSeq and is a predicted model, not a curated record.
AUGUCUCAAACUUUAUAUUUCAGCGUUCUUCUCAUCGCUCUCUGUUCAUUAUCUGAAUGCAUUCAGCGCCGUUAUCACCACAUAAACAUGAAUAAGAACUGGACUGAAGCUCAGAGAUACUGCAGAGAAAUCUACACAGAUCUGGCCACAGUCAACAACAUGAACGACAUGAAUCAACUGAUGAAGAGUAUAGAUCAAAGUCUGUUUAACAGUGAGAAUACUGGUGUCUGGAUUGGACUGAGUAGAUCAAUGAAUUAUAAAUGGAAGUGGUCUCUGGGUGAUCCUUUGAAAUAUACAAACUGGUCUAAUGGAGACUCAAAUGGUUCAGGUCAUUGUGUUUAUAUGAGAUAUGGAUCAUGGCGUCAUCAGGACUGCAAAGUGAACAUGAGAUUCAUCUGCUACAAUGGUGAUAAAGGAUUCAUCAUUAAUGGUUCUUCAGUAUCAUGGAGAGACGCUCAGAUCUUCUGCAGACAGCAUCAUACUGAUCUGACCAGUGUGAGGAAUCAGACUGAGAAUCAACAGAUUCAGAAGAUCAUGAAUGACACAAACAUAUCUGAAGUCUGGAUUGGUCUGUUCAGUGACUCAUGGGAGUGGUCAGAUAAGAGCAACUCCGCCUUUAGAUACUGGGUGCCUGGUCAACCUGAUAAUUAUGGUAAUACUGAAAUUUGUACAGAGUUUAUGACGUCUCAGCAAGGACAGUGGAAUGACUUGAGUUGCAGUGAGUUUCGUACCUUUGUGUGUCAUGAAGAUAAUCUGAUAUUGAUCCAGAUGAAUCUGAGCUGGUCUGAAGCUCUGAGAUACUGCAGAGAGAAUCAUGUGGAUCUGGUUUCAGUUGAUUCAGAGGAGAUUCAGUUCAUGGUGACUAAAGUGAUUCAUCAGUCCUCUACUGACGACGUGUGGAUGGGGUUACACUAUUACUGCCAAAUGAACCUCUGGAUCUGGAUACGAGGAGAGGCCGUGUGCUAUCAGAAUUGGGCUCCAGGGAACGGAGCAGGACUUAUGGACUGUAACACUGAACACAGAGCUGGAGCAGUUCAGUCUGGAGGAGAUCAUCGCUGGAUCAGCCUUCCUCAAUCUCACAAACUCAACUUCAUCUGCAUCAGAAAAUAAUAAAAUAAUUUGUGUCUAUCACUUCAUUUAAGUUCUUUGGUAAUUUUCUGGUUUUCAUUUUGUUUUGUUA